Messenger RNA from Perca flavescens (yellow perch), 753 nucleotides. RefSeq names its product pdgfa associated protein 1a (gene pdap1a). The transcript is spliced from 6 exons. NCBI's taxonomy places the organism in Eukaryota, Metazoa, Chordata, Actinopteri, Perciformes, Percidae. The coding region runs from base 192 to 665 and encodes 157 amino acids. The record is from RefSeq and is a predicted model, not a curated record.
UAGUCCUAACUGCGCAGGCGCAUGCUAUCGUGAGUUAUUGCAGCGUUUGCGGUUGUGCUUCGGACAGCGGGAGAGACGAAGUAGUUUCUAGUCUUUUUCAGCACUUUAAACCGCCUGUUUUGUUUGUACUACUGUCAGAUUAUUUCGCGAUAUAGUAGCGGACUUGAUCUGUAUACACAUCACUUUUAAUAAUGCCACGGGGCGGGAAAAGAGGCCACAAGGGCAGGGGGAAGCAAUUCAGCAACCCUGAGGAGAUAGACCGACAGAUGAAGGCACAGAAAGAGUUGGAUGAAAAUCCUGGUGCCGAGAAGGUGGACUCUGCCGAUUCUGAGGAAGAGAGCAGCAGUGACGACGACACUGAGAGGAAGAGAAGUGGGGUGGAGGGUCUUAUAGAGAUUGAGAAUCCCAACCGUGUGUCUCAGAAGAGUAAGAAGGUGACUGAAUUAGACGUCAGUGCUCCCAGAGAGCUGUCUCGCCGGGAGAGAGAAGAGAUCGAGAAGCAGAAAUCAAAGGAGCGCUACAUGAAGCUCCAUCUUGAGGGCAAGACUGACCAGGCCAGGGCCGACCUGGCCAGACUGGCCAUCAUCAAGAAACAGAGGGAGGAUGCUGCCAAGAAGAGAGACGAACUCAGGAAAGAUGCUGAAGACUCCAAAGCAAAGCGCUAGUCCUCCAUCUGAAAGCUUCAACACGCACUUCAGUCUCGGAGGGAUGGAGAGGGCAGGAGAUCUGGAGGUGGAGAACUGGGGAGGGGGA